Molecule: messenger RNA, 903 nt
Organism: Racocetra fulgida
Lineage: Eukaryota; Fungi; Glomeromycota; Glomeromycetes; Diversisporales; Gigasporaceae
Source: the annotation of a GenBank genome assembly
AUGAUUGCUAAAUUUGAAGUUAUUAACAAGGAUAUAGAAGAGAAGAGUGAGGUUAAUAAAAUGCUGUUAAAAUAUAAUAAAGACAAUAAGGAAGAGUUUAAAAAACAGUGCAAUUACUUUAUACAAUUUAAAUGUUCUCAGAAAUCGCAGGAAUCAUACAUCGAUGAUAAUUCGAAAAACCAAAUAGUAGAUCAUGAUGAAAAACUAUCUAUAACCGAAAAUCAAAAAUUAGAUGAUCCUAUAAAAGAAAAUAAGGACAUCAGUAUAAUAGUGAAGCUGAAUAAAAAUCAAACAAUUAAUUUAAAUUUAUUUUUUAAUAGAACUGUAGAACUGUUAAAAGAAGUGUUACAAGACAAAAUUAUUAAUGACUUGGAUCUUCAAGAAAAAAAUUACAUUAACAAAGACCCUGACUUAAGUGUAGACAAGACUCUUGAUCUGUUUAGUGAGUUAGAGAUGGAUGAGUUUUUAAGGGUUAGCAACUCUUUCAAUGAAUUACAGCCUCUUGACGAAAGCUAUGAUGAAACAUCAAGUCUAGAAAAAGUUCUUAUUAUGUUAGAUAAAGAAUCGGAAGAUCUGUUGUAUAGUAAAAUAAGAGAUCAGAAUGAAAAAUUACUACUAUUUAGAGAAACUAAGCUUGAUAAUAAUUCUUCUAAGCAAGCUUGUACCUUGAAGAGCAAUUUCAAUAAAAAAUCUAAAGAUCAGAAUAGGUCAAGAUACAAAAGAGCCCAAAACAACUAUAUCGCAAAAAAAUGCACUGACCCUAAAGAAAUUAAGAAUCUUGAGACUGAUAAUGAGAAGGUUGAAGGAUUUAGUCUUGAAAAAUUGUAUAAUGAAGGUAGUGUUUGGAUAGCAAUAGAAGAAAGUGAGUUAGAGUGCAGCCUAGUAUCAAAUAAUAUGAGAUGA